ACCAAAAGAAUAGGUGAAUAUAACGAAAACAAUACGCUAAAGCAUCUUUCGGAUCUGAAGAACUAUAUAAGUAAGGUGCCGUACUUGUUGACGCGUGGUAGAUGGAACAAGGCCUACGUCAUGACACUGGUGGCUAUGCAGAGGAUUGAAACACCAUCCGAGGGCAGAGUGGUCUACGAAUAUCUAGACAAAGGAAACAUAAUAACAGGUGCACAGCUCGAACAGCUCUCAGUGUUGGCCUGUCAAGCUAUUGACCGUUUGAAUCCCAUGGAAUAUAAGGAAGCAGGAAUGGUUGCACAAAUAUUUACACGAAUGAGCCAGGUAUUCGAGCAGAUAAUCCAAGACAUCGAAUGGCUACAUCGGGCAGCGUACAACGCGCUCACCGAUCAUCACUUAUUUUUCAUGUUCAGACUGGCCAUGCGAACGGAGAAGCAUCCGCCGGCACAGUGCAAAACCCAUGAUGAAAAUUGUAACAUGGGUCAGAAUUUGGGUGCAGAGAGGAAACUUGAAGCAGAAUUGGAUCCGGUCACACUGCAUCGCGUCAAUUGGUGGCUAUUGGAAACAUGGUAUCUGUAUAAAUGUGUAUACUAUCUGGGUGUUCUCGGCACCAAGCGACACCAUCCCUACGAUAGAGCUCUGUCCACGUUUCAGGGCGGCAUUUCCUAUCAAAUGAAUGUAAUUGAGGUAAUAGAACCUAUCGAAAAUUUAACUGUAAACACCGUUGAUGAUAUGUUCCUUGUUCGCAUUUCGGCGGAGCUCCUUAAGGAGCUACGAGACCUACUGGCUGAUCCCGCAGUGCUCUUUCAGAUCAUAUCGCAGCAGAACGUUCACAACAUGUACUGGUGGUAUCCGGAGCCAUUGCCAUCGGAGACUAAUGUACUCAUUGUUCAUGCCUACAGUCCUAAAAAGAACUACCCUAUGGGGGCGCGUUUACCGCUUAAUAAUCCGUUGAAUUAUCACUUGAACAUAUCCAAAUUCAGUGCGAAUCCAGAGUUCGUCAAAUGGAUGGCCAACAGCACCAUUGAGGGUCACUCUCAAAUACACUACUAUAAGAUACCCUUGAAGUCGAAAAGCGUGUUGGCUGUGCGCAUCGUUCAUGUCACAGAGGAAAUACGUAUUUUCAUGAGUUUGAAUCAAAUACCAAAAAUGCACGAAAUCAGGGAAAAAGCUUGCCACAUAACGCCAAACAUGAAAGGUAAACGCAUUUGGAUGACGAACAACUGCCCAGGCACUUCCAUUGCCUAUGUGGGUGUACUCAGUAGAGAGCAUAAGCUCGAAGAUGAUCAAAAUGAUAAUAGACAUCGCAAGCCGAGUAAAGUAAAAAAUUCAAAUAAAAUUUUUAUCGAUUAUUCGAUUCUUCUUGAGUCAUAUCUGUGUAACUUUUGGUCAAAUCGCUCGUUGGACCCAGGUUGGAGUACAGAAUAUUGCACCACAAAAUUAGAAAAUGCGGAAGGCAUUUUUGUCGAAUGCACAUGCAACAUCCUGGGAUCGCUAGCCGCGCGAAUAUUUCCCGUUGCCGCCGAGCGACACGUAACGCUAGUGGUCUAUCCCAUACUGGAGACAAAUUGGUAUAUGUUUGCCUUAUUUGCGAUGCUAUUCAUACUGCUGUUGUUCUUACUCCUUACGUAUAUCGGUCGUCUUAUCGUCCAUCGGCUUCGACAUCUGCAGGUCCUGCAGUGCAAGCAAAAGCGUGUGCGGUUCAAGGAUGAAAUGACAUUUGAAUCGAAAUUGAAUAUGAUUGUAGUGGUCAGAACAGGCGCUCAAGAAUUUGCUGGGACCACUUCCAACAUCAAAUUCUACUUCAAAUCGAUGAGUGGGAAACAGUCCUCUUACGUCAUAACACAGGAUCCGCAAAAACCGCUUCUUCUACGGCAUAGCGUCAAUAAAAUAAGCCUGCCCGGCGGUAACGUUGAAAUACCCAGCCACCUGGCCUUUGGCAUCGAACGGAAUGGACGGUAUCCGAGCUGGUAUUGCCGGUCGGUGAGUGUUGUCGAUUUGGAGAAUGAUAAGGAGCAACUGUUUAUAGUCGAGAGAUGGAUCGUGGAGGGGUACACGCCUUUCAUUCAUUCCCCCUACUUCACAAACUCGGAAAAUGCAAGGCCUGUGCAAUCCUGGACGCGACGUUUCCGGAACAGUUUCGAACAGCGUUUCCUCAAUUGGUUUCUUAUAAGCCCCAUGACGGGGCCGUGGCUAAGCCGCAAUACGCUCUAUUCGAUGACACGCCUUGAACGUUCUUGCGUUUGGAUGUGUAAUGUCAGUCUAACGAUUCUCUUGGUUAGCCUUUACUUUGGACCCUCUCCGUAUGAACCGAUCACCGAGGAGUCCCUCAAAGAUGAUAAGACUAAUCUAACCAUGAAGGAAGUCCUCAUUCUAGGGGUAUACUCUGCGGUUAUUGGAAUCAGUGUGCUUUUGUUCUUUGAGUUUGCGAUCAUGCGUUGUCUCUGGCGUCGGCAUUGAAAUGGAAAAUUCUAAAGGAAUGGGAAUAAAAAAGAAAAUGGAACCUGUUUUGGGUAUUCCUCUGUUCCCGGUAUACGGCUAAUGGAUUUUUCCAUGGAUAAUUACCUUACCAUUACCUUACCCAGAAUCCGAAAAGCAAGAACGCGAACACACUCACACACAACACAAUUUUGUACUUAAUACCAUUCCAUUCCGCUUUGCUCGGACAAUUUAAGAAAUGUUCGCCUUCCAUAUCACUCAUCCAUAGAAACGCAAACCAGAGAAAAAAACUAUGC
Messenger RNA from Drosophila persimilis, 2732 nucleotides. RefSeq lists its product as uncharacterized. NCBI's taxonomy places the organism in Eukaryota, Metazoa, Arthropoda, Insecta, Diptera, Drosophilidae. Gene Ontology annotation, molecular function: protein binding. The coding region runs from base 121 to 2457 and encodes 778 amino acids. The transcript has 2 exons. The record is from RefSeq and is a predicted model, not a curated record.